Etheostoma cragini (Arkansas darter) is the source of this 774-nucleotide messenger RNA. Its product is annotated as troponin I, fast skeletal muscle-like. Gene Ontology annotation, biological process: muscle contraction. Gene Ontology annotation, cellular component: troponin complex. Bases 143 to 658 code for a protein of 171 amino acids. The record is from RefSeq and is a predicted model, not a curated record. The transcript has 7 exons. NCBI's taxonomy places the organism in Eukaryota, Metazoa, Chordata, Actinopteri, Perciformes, Percidae.
GGGAGCCUCCGAACCCCCGUCCCAGCACAUAUAUACCCCCACGGGUCCCCCUUCCUGGCCUGUGUGACUCCCUCACUGCCGUCUGCCUCACCCGCCUCGCUGCCGUCACGUCUGCAGAGUCUGAAACUAAAAAGAAGCCAAGAUGUCUGAGGGAAAGAAGAUGACAUCCAGCCGCAGGCAUCAUCUCAAGAGCCUGGUCCUGCAGAUCGCUGCUGCCUGGAUUGAGCAGGAGGCCAAGGACAUCACGGCCGCCAAAGCAGCGCACAUGGCUGAGCAUUGCGCCACGCCCGACCUGAGCGGAGACCAGGCGGCUCUGAUGGAAAUCUGCAAAAAACUGCACCAGGCCCUGGAAAAGAUCGAUGAGGAAAGAUACGACGCAGAGGCCAAAGUGCAAAAGACAGACAAAGAGAUUGAAGAUCUGAAGCUGAAGGUGGUGGAUCUGGCCGGAGUGAAGAAACCCGCCCUGAAGAAGGUGCGCAUGUCCGCCGACGCCAUGCUGAAGGCUCUGCUGGGGGGUCAACACAAGGUCACCAUGGACCUGAGGUCCAACCUGAAGCAGGUCAAGAAGGAGGUCAAAGAGGAGGUGGCGGACGCCGGCGACUGGCGUAAGAACAUCGAGGACAAAGCCGACAGGAAGAAGAUGUUCGAGACUUCCUAAAGACUUUAACUUCCUGUUGGGCUUCUACUUCAACUCUUUAUUACAUCUCACCCUUUUUUCAUGGAAUUGAAAAAUCAACAACCUGUGCCAUUAAAUUGUUUUUUGGAAUAAGGCAA